Messenger RNA from Stylonychia lemnae, 900 nucleotides. Lineage: Eukaryota; Ciliophora; Spirotrichea; Sporadotrichida; Oxytrichidae. The record is from the annotation of a GenBank genome assembly.
AUGUCAAAAUUAAAGAAUGUAGCUUAGGCAGCUUCAGUUGGUUUGCACUAGAAUGACUCAUUAAAAGAAAUUAGCAGGCUUUUACCAUGGAAUUUGAAGUCCUAUCUUAUGAAGAAAGAUGUUCAAGAUCUUGAAGCACCAGUCAACCUAGAAAAAUACUUACCUUUGCAGUUUUAUAAUAGUCUUUACAAAGAUUAUGCUGAGGCAUUGUAUGAAAAUGAUUUUUAGACAUUGAGAAGAUUAUUAGAGCCUAAGUUUGCUUAAUAAGUGGGCAAUAAUUUGGAGACAUUAUUUAAGGACCACUUAAAUGAUUAGGAUUCAAGUAGAAAUGAACAGCAUAAAUAUAAUCUAAGAAUAUAGAAUAAUCGUAAAAAUAAAGAUCAUACUGAUGUCUUUCUUUACCAUAUUGAAAACUACAUGCUUAUUGGAUGUGACAUUGAUAGAAGAGAAAUUACCAAAGACAAGAAAUUUUAGAUUAUUGAAGAUGAAAAAAUUACUCUUGAUGUCCCAUAAAACAUUUAAGGCUAAAUGAUGCUGAUUAAAUAAGAGAUUCCAGUAAAGUAAGUCAUUGAAGUGGAUAAAGUAAGCAAAAAUACCAAGUCAAUUUUAAUGAUGAGGAUGCAUCUACUGGUCUCAUCUUACUUGAAUCUUUAUGUUGAAGAUCCAAAUAGUUUAAAUCAAGUAAUUGGCAACAAGAUCACUCAGUUUUCUGAAGAAAACAUGAAAUCACACACAAUGAUAGUUGACAAAAAAGUAGCAGAACUCUAUUUGGGAGACGCUUUGCUAGAUUAGUAAACACAAAUUGAUGAGCGAUUAAUAAAAUCAUUUGGAAAAUAAGAAGAAGCUUAUAUUUCAGAUUUUGAUGGAUUUAUGAAAGGCAAUCAUUUCCUUAGCUUUUGA